UGCAACUAACCUAGGAAACAAGUCCUGUCCUAACCUAGCACUUUUAACCUAUUGACCAGAUUAACGUUGACUCCUGUUUAUCAGUGCUGGGAGUGUUUUCAGUGAAACACUAGUGUAAUGUUACCCAGAUACUUUAACACCGAUAUUGACAACCGAAAACGCCAAAUUAACACCUUGAAAAUCUUCAACGAUAACGUUGUAGAGAUUACCGAAGGCUGCGAAUUCGACGUGUCCUUUAACUCAGGGGACCAUUCGCUUACGGUCCGUGUCACUUUAGGGGGCGAUUUUCCCAAAGCGAAGCCCCUGCUGGAAAUCAGGCCUUUGAUAGAACACCCUUGGGUGAACGAGAAGGGGGUGGUGAACGCUGCACCUGGCCUGUUGAAUUUCACUCCCCACUCCGACUUGGGCCGAGUGGUUCAGGCAGUGAUCAGGGAAUUUCAGCGCAAUCCCCCCGCUCUUGCUUCAACCGAUUCAUCCAAACCCUCCAGUGUGCCAAAAUUAGAUGCAGAAAGCCGCACCAGCCCCAGCUUGUCCCGCUACAGCUUAUCGCCGCCCAUUCACCCCGGUUCCACAAUGUUUCCCGAGUUGAAUCUUCUUUCGACGGAAGAAUUGCGCUUUUUGGACGAGUGCGACGGGAGGCAAAUUGAGUUCAUUGAGGAACUGCCCAGUGUUAAGGACCAGAACCGCAUGCUGGACGAUUUGGCCAGCCAGAUUGAGGAGCUGGCAGAGGAGAACUUGAGGAAGGAGUCGCGCCUCUGCGAGCUCAGGCAAACGGUGGACGCGCGGAUAGAAGAAGUCGCAAAGCUGGCGUUUGACAAUGAGCGACUGUUUUCCAUUUACCAGAACCUGUCCGAAAAGUACUCGCCCAGAAAUAUUCAGGAGGAGCUGGGAAAGGCGGCGAAAGCCGCAGAAGAAGAAAGCGAGAAGAUUGCGGAACAGUUCCUGCACGGCGAGCUGGAUGUGGACCGAUUCCUCAACAUGUUCAUCAAAACCAAGGCCGUGUUCCAGCUGCGGAAGACCAAGGAGGAGAAGCUGUGCCAUCAGCUGAACCGAUUGGAAAAAGCGGGGUUUUAGAGCAACAUUGAUUGGGCAUUCGAUUGUAGAUGUGAAUGGGGCUAAUAAAUAUUUAUUUGGC
Messenger RNA from Dendroctonus ponderosae (mountain pine beetle), 1135 nucleotides. It is a transcript of the gene Vsp37A, whose product is annotated as vacuolar protein sorting-associated protein 37A. The transcript is spliced from 6 exons. Gene Ontology annotation, biological process: protein targeting to vacuole; protein targeting to membrane; ubiquitin-dependent protein catabolic process via the multivesicular body sorting pathway. The record is from RefSeq and is a predicted model, not a curated record. The coding region runs from base 118 to 1074 and encodes 318 amino acids. Lineage: Eukaryota; Metazoa; Arthropoda; Insecta; Coleoptera; Curculionidae. Gene Ontology annotation, cellular component: ESCRT I complex.